UGUAUUUGUAUGGAUUAUCUUUCAUGAACCUAUAUAUGUUGUUGUAUGCCAUUGAAUUGAUUCCAACUCAUAGCUACCCUAUAGAGCAGAGUAGAACAGCCCCUUAGGGUUUCCUAGGCUGUAAUCUUUAUAGGAGCAGAUUGCCAGAUCUUUUCUCCUAUGGAGUGGCUGGUGGAUUCGAACCACAGACCUUUUGGUUAGCAGCCAAGCACUUAACCAUUGCACUACCAGGCCUUCUUUGAAAUAUAUGAAUUCUAAAAAUGAAUUGAUGUAAUUCCUGUAAGGACAACAUUAAUAUAUUGGCUGUUUCCAGGUGACCUUAAAUAUCUAUUGAAAUGAACCAGUAGUUUCUGAGACUGAAAGAAAAUCAUUUGCUGAGAUGUCAUUUGGGGAGUCUCCCGGGAAAACCCUGGAAAUGGAGAGCUUCCACACAAGAUUCAGUGCCUGGACACCUUUUAGCAACAAGUCAUUAAAUAGACAGCUCUUUCAGGAAAGAGUUGCCCUUAUAAGUCAUUGGUUUGACCUCUGGACUAACAAGCAACGCCGAGAAUUCUUAUUCACGAUUUUUUUACGAUGCACUAAGUCACAAUUAAGGUUUGUCCAAGACUGUUUUUCACAAAGGAUGCAAGUGGCCAAAGUGGAUUUCUCUACAGUGUUACCGCGCUUCAUUUCUCUCUAUAUUUUUUCCUUUCUGAAUCCGAAAGAUUUGUGUGCAGCUGCACAAGUCAGCUGGUCCUGGAAGUUUUUAACUGAACAGGAUUGCUUAUGGAGGCCCAAAUGCAUUAAGUUUGGGUGGUUUCUACCCUAUACUCCCACAGAUAAUGAGUAUGGUGCUUGGAAGCACCAUUACAUUGCUUGUGUGUCCAACUUAGACUGGCUAACGCCUAGGGAAUCCACUGCUGUCUAUGGAACCCUGAAUGAACCCAAAGUAGGAGAUGAGGAGCUACAGGAGAGACAAAGAGAAAAGUGUCUAAGAAAACUAAUUUGGGAGAAAAUUGGACUACGCAAAAAGGAGUUAUUCAAAGCUCGACCCCCUUGGGUGAGUGGAACAUGCUGCUCUAGAUUGUUAAAAUCCAAAUGCCAACCACGUCUCUCCCAGACUGUGAGAGAUCGAGUGGGAUUACACGAAGCUUUGGAGAAACAGCUUGUUUUGGCAUCCUUGGAAGCUUUGCCCAAGCGAAGCAACGUUUCUGGAAGCCAUUCCUACCCUUCAUUAUCAAAGAAAAAUUGGCGUGGAGUUUUUAAAAAUUAUGACUGCUCUUCAAAUGCUUUCCAGCUACACUGCAUAUUAAUUUCAUCUCGGAUUCCUGCUUAUGAGAUGGUUGUGGACAGCGUUAAGGUGGAUGUCAUUUCCGUGGUCUAUGAACACUGUGGCAUAACGUUGGAGGGCCUGCUUUCUCUCAUAGAAAAAGCUCUGGAUGGGCGGAAGGCACAGAGCAUGGGAAUAUUUAGUGAUGGAGAUAGCAGAGAAAUCAACUUACUGCAAGGCUAUAAAAUUGGUAUUAAAAAUUUACUGCGACCUGAAGUGAGAGACUUCUGGGAAAAAUUAGGAAGCUAUGUGGCCACCGAAGAAGAAGGGGGUCAUGUGGACCUCUUUGUACCUCUUGCAGCUUCAGAAGCAGGAGUAGAAGUUCUUUCUCAGCUGUCUCAACUAACUGGCACGUUGUUUACUGCCCCUACGGGGAUUGCAACUGGCUCCUACCAACACAUUCUUAGUGAUUGGCUGGGACAACAGUGGGAAAAGGCUCCUCCUUCCAUCUACUUCAUUGAAUCCAAGCUGCAGACCUGGUCCAGCCUCAUGGACUUCCUGGAAGACACCUUGAAAUCAGUAAGGAGACAGUUCAGUCCUUUCUCUAAGGAGUUGAAGAAGAACAUCAGCGGAAGGGUAAUAGGGCAGCUUAUGUUUGACAUGAUGAGUACGAUCAACAUCUUGAAUAGCCAAGAAAUUGCACAAGCUCUGGCAGAUGGAUUGAUGGAGCUGUCAAAAGAAAAUUCUGAAGGAAAUGAUGUAGAAGAUAAUUCUAAGGACACAAAGUCAAGUCUCAGAAAAAACGAUCUUAAUUUUGAGGUGCUAGUCAAGCUGGAGAGAAAGCUCCAGAUGGACUCAGCAGAAAAGCGAACCAGAGUUGUCAGGGAGCUCUUACUGAGUGAGAGGAAAUAUGUGCAGAUGCUGGAAAUUGUGAGAGAUGUUUAUGUAACUCCAAUGAAAGCAGCAUUGUCAUCAAACAGAGCAAUUCUGAGUGCUGCAAAUAUCCAGAUCAUUUUCUCUGAUAUUCUGCGGAUUUUAAGUCUCAACAGGCAGUUUCUAGAUAACCUGAGAGACAGACUACAGGAAUGGGGCCCAGCUCACUGUGUGGGGGAAAUAUUUCUAAAGUUUGGAAGCCAGUUGAACACAUACACCAAUUUCUUCAACAACUACCCUGUUGUUCUGAAAACUAUUGAGAAGUGCCGAGAAAUGAUACCAGCAUUCCGAGCUUUCCUGAAGAGGCAUGAUAAGACCAUUAUUACCAAAAUGCUGAGCCUGCCUGAGCUGCUUUUGUACCCCUCCCGAAGGUUUGAAGAAUAUAUUCAUCUUCUCUAUGCUCUGAGGCUUCAUACUCCUGCAGAACACAUUGACCGUGAGGAUCUGACCACUGCAAUUGACCAAAUCAAACAAUAUAAAGGCUAUAUAGAUCAGGUGAAGCAAAACAUCAAUCAGAAAGACCAGCUGUCAGACAUACAGAGAACCAUCUGGGGGUGCCCUACUCUGUCGGAAGUAAACAGAUAUCUGAUUAGGGUUCAAGAUGUAGCUCAACUUCACUGCUCUGAUGAGGAAAUAAUUUUCUCUUUAAGGCGCUACGAACACAUCCACGAUCUCAGCCUUUUCCUCUUCAACGACGCACUGCUGGUUUCCAGUCGGGGCACGUCUCAUACUCCAUUUGAAAGGACAUCAAAAACAACCUACCGGUUCAUUGCAUCAGUGGCCCUGCAUAGGUUGCUUGUAGGAGAUAUUCCAGAUUCCAAAUAUACCAAGAACGCAUUUAUUCUGCAAGGUCCAAAACACGGAUGGAUUUGUGCUACAGAAGCUGAGGAGGAUAAAUUCCUAUGGCUGUCAGUACUCCAAAACGCAAUCAAAAGUAGUGUGGAGAAGUGAGACUGGAGUUAAAGGAAACGUCAGGGUAACAAAUCCCCCUGGCAAAGACAGACAACAUGUUCUUUCUGUUCUGGAAAAUCCAGUCAAAGGCAGAACGAGUAUUUGUCAUCGACGACAGGAGGGUGAACUAGGAUGCUCGAUUUAGUCCUCUCCAACUUUUAAUCAUCCUAUGCUCAGUUAUGUGGACUGCACAAGAAGAACACUUUGAGUCCAAAAAUUUGAAUCACUUUCCUUGGCAGUUAUUUUUCCUGGACAAUAUUAUUUAGAGUCAUUGGACUGACUAAUCCUAAGACACAGCAAGCAUAUUGUGUUUAUAGUUUUGCUUUAUGAUUAGUGAAAAAUAAAAUCAGAAGGAAAGUUGUUUCUUAAAUGACCAGUCUAGAGAAAUAUUUUAAUUUUUUGGUGAUUAUCUUUUUCAUUAAACAAUUACUGACUUAAAAAAUAUUUUUAAGAAAUAUAAAUGGCAGUUUAUUUACUCAAAACCUUACCAUACAUAGCCUUAGGAUGAAUGUACUCUUUUAGAGAACAUUAAAAAAAUACCGCCAUGCACAAAGUACUCAAAAGUUUUCCGUAACUUUAAAACGCUUUUUGUUGGGAAACUGAAUUCUUAGACCUUCCAAAUAAGCUUUAAAAAUAUCUGUGACAUUAUUAAAUUAGAAUUGGAUAAAAAAGAAAAAGGAAAUCCAGCAAAACUUGAUUGUAAUGGAAAUCAAUGAAAUAAAAAUGAAAAAAUUAAAAGACAGUUCUGUUUUAAAAGAGAGGACACAGUAAGACAGUGUUAAGUAGUUUUCUGAGUUUUUAAAGCCUUCAUUUGAUUAUUUUAACAAAUUGAAGUCAUAACCUGUUGACCACUUGAAACUGUAGCUGCUGCAUGUGGCAGUAAUAUCCUUACCUAGUCAACGCUCGAUGAAAGCAAAAUUCAUCUUGGAAGCUUUAGGAUCUCAGUUUCCUUUCUGCUCCAUGUUCUUGUUUAAGGUAAUAGAAAGUACUGGUCCAAUCUAGGCUACUUAAACAUUUUCUUCUUCCAACAAUGAAACACAAAUUCCUUCGAAAUUUUAAAAAUUUAAACCCUUGUUAAAAAAUGUUCAAAAUUUAAAAUAUUGUGCUGUUUCAUUAGUGUAAAAAUCACAUAACUGCUAGUUCUGAUUCUGUUAAGAUAUAUUCUGCAGUUUAACAUCUACAUCCCACAGAGUAAGCCACUGAACGGAAUAUUUACUGUUAGUCAAGCAAUGAAUGCAAAUUUACAUAUGUGAUCAAAAGGUAUAUAUGGUGUAACACACAACAGAUCCUAAGGCUGUGUAUCACCCUGAAUAGGACACGCUCCAGGAGCUCUUUGUCAACAGGAAACAGCUGACUAUAUGGCAAAGGAAUGGUGACUAGGCAGCUGAGGGCGAACUAGAAAUCUUGAGGAAUUUCCAUUUGUUUGGUAAAUAAUUAAUGUCCUUGUAAGUUUAAAAUAUAUUACUUGCAAAUAAUCUCUGUAAAGACUGAGGGGCAUAAACUUUAAAUAAAGAUAAGUGUAUAAAUCAUGCAAA
Loxodonta africana (African savanna elephant) is the source of this 4668-nucleotide messenger RNA. It is a transcript of the gene ECT2L, whose product is annotated as epithelial cell transforming 2 like. Bases 380 to 3133 code for a protein of 917 amino acids. NCBI's taxonomy places the organism in Eukaryota, Metazoa, Chordata, Mammalia, Proboscidea, Elephantidae. The transcript is spliced from 20 exons. The record is from RefSeq and is a predicted model, not a curated record. Gene Ontology annotation, molecular function: protein binding; guanyl-nucleotide exchange factor activity.